Molecule: messenger RNA, 1671 nt
Organism: Microdochium trichocladiopsis
Lineage: Eukaryota; Fungi; Ascomycota; Sordariomycetes; Xylariales; Microdochiaceae
Product: amidohydrolase 3
Exons: 2
Coding region: 1-1671 (556 amino acids)
Molecular function (GO): hydrolase activity, acting on carbon-nitrogen (but not peptide) bonds
Source: RefSeq, a predicted model, not a curated record
AUGCCCAGCGCUAUCUUCCACAACGGGCGCUUCUUCACGGCGGACCGUGGCGGCGCCAACCACGCCUUUGCCUCGUGCGCCGUCGUCGACACGGACACGGGGCUCAUCACGCACGUCGGCCACGAGGGCGACAGCGAGACAGGCGGCCAUGGCGGCGUCACGCGGCACGACCUGGCCGGCCAUGUCGUCCUCCCGGGCUUCAUCGACGGGCACAUGCACCUGCUCAUGAUGGGCCAGUCCCUGCAGAAGUGCGGGCUGGAGCACUGCAAGAGCCUCGCCGACAUCCGGGCCACCAUUGCCGCCUUUGCAGCGGCGAACCCGGGCCUGCCGCGCAUCAUGUGCAAGGGCUGGAUGCACUCGAUGACGGACGGCCAGGCGCUGGCGAGCAUGCUCGACGACCUGGACCCGCGGCCCAUCUUUAUCGACUCCAAGGACCUGCACUCGGCCUGGUGCAACACGGCGGCGCUCGCGGAGCUGGGCGUGCUGGAGGACAUGCCGGACCCGGAGGGCGGCAAGAUCCACCGCGACGCAGCGACGGGGCGGGCGUCCGGGUACCUGACCGAGUCGGCGGCCGUCGUCAUAGUGUGGCCGCACGUGGCCAAGGUGGCGAGCACGCAGCAGAAGCUCGACGCCAUCCGGGCGGCCGUGGACGCGUACAACGCGGCGGGCUACACGGGGCUCGUCGAGAUGGCCAUGGACGAGAACGCGUGGGAGGCGCUGCAGCUGCUGCGCCGCACGACCCUCGCCGAGACCGGCCAGCCGCUGCCGAUGCGCUUCGCCGUGCACUGGCUCAUCACGCCCACAAAGACCGAGGCCGCCAACCUCGCCCAGGUCGACCGCGCCAUCGCCCUCGCCCGCGAGUACAGCGCCGCCGCCAGCCCGGACUGCCGCGUCGUCGGCAUCAAGAUCAUCUGCGACGGCAUCGUCGACGGCUGCACCGCCGCCCUCACCCAGCCCUACGCCGGCCCCCACGCCGGUGCCGACUGCGCGCCCAUCUGGUCCCCCGCCGAGCUCGCCCCCGUCGUCCGCAAGGCCGACGCCGCCGGUCUGCAGUGCGCCCUCCACGCCAUUGGCGACCUGGCCAUCCGCAACGCCAUCGACGCCCUCGAGCACCACGCCACCCCGGGCCGCCGCCACCGCAUCGAGCACCUCGAGCUCGCCUCCGCCGCCGACGCCGCCCGCCUCGGCCGCCUCGGCAUCACCGCCUCCAUCCAGCCCGUCCACGCAGACCCGGCCAUCCUGCGCGCCUGGCCCGCCCUGCUCGGACACGAGCGCUGCGGCCGCGCCUUUGCCUACAAGGACUUUGCCGACUCGGGUGCCGUCCUGGCCCUCGGCUCCGACGCGCCUACCGCCCCGCACGCCCCCAUGCGCAACCUCUACACGGCCACCACCCGCCGCUCCGCCCGCGAGCCAGACCUCGAGGACACGGUCAACCCGCACUUCGCCCUCGACCUGGCCGCCGCCGUGAGCGCCGCCACCGCCGGGAGCGCCUACAGCUGCUUCGCCGACGCCUGGGCGGGCACCAUAACCCCGGGCAAGUCGGCAGACUUUGCCGUCGUCGACAUGCACUGGGACAAGGACAAGCUGCUCGGCUCCAGGGUCGUGCAGACGUGGUUCAAGGGCGGCAAGGUCUUUGAUGUUCAACAACAACAACAACAACAACAACAAUAA